Molecule: messenger RNA, 2396 nt
Organism: Amphimedon queenslandica
Lineage: Eukaryota; Metazoa; Porifera; Demospongiae; Haplosclerida; Niphatidae
Product: ABC transporter G family member 23-like
Exons: 21
Coding region: 50-2230 (726 amino acids)
Cellular component (GO): membrane
Molecular function (GO): ATP binding; ATP hydrolysis activity; ABC-type transporter activity
Source: RefSeq, a predicted model, not a curated record
UUUUGCUGAGCUAAAGCAAAAAACAUGACUUCCACCUCGACUUCAACUGAUGAGAAAGCGGCCAGUGCCUGCAGUGGAGAUUAAAGGUGCCUGUUUUUCCUAUGGCUCACUCUCCGUCCUCGAAGGACUUGAGAUGAACGUUCCUCGUGGUUGCAUUUAUGGGCUCUUAGGCGGUAGUGGCUCUGGCAAAACAACACUCUUGCGUUGUAUUCUUGGCUGCAUCAGUUUAUCUGAAGGAUCAGUGACAGUAUUAGGAUCAACACCUAAAACUAGAGGUCAUGUCGGUCUUGGAAGGAAUGUGGGAUACAUGCCUCAGGAUCUGGCUCUGUUUUGUGAUUUCACUAUGAUGGAAACAAUGUACUACUUUGGUAUUCUUUAUGGCAUGAGUAUAAAUAAAAUAAAAGAAAGAGGAAAGUAUCUCUUGGAAUUGCUUGAACUUCCUUCUGUCAAUAAGACUAUUAAGAAUCUAAGUGGUGGACAGCAGAGAAGGGUCUCACUUGCAGUUGCAAUGUUACAAGAACCCCCACUACUUAUUCUUGAUGAACCUACAGUUGGGGCGGACCCUUUACUAAGAGCAAAAAUUUGGCAGCAUCUCUUUGAAUUAGUUGAAAAUACAAGAACAACAAUCAUUAUUACUACUCAUUAUAUUGACGAAGCAAGACAAGCUCAUAUUGUUGGUUUAAUGAGGAAUGGGUGCCUGCUAGCUCAGUCUCCACCAGAUGACCUUAUUAGCUCAUCUGGAUUGGCAACACUCGAAGAAGUCUUUUUAAACCUCUGUCAUGAUCAAGAAGCACACGAAAAACCAUCACCACAAUUAUCUAUACAACACUCAUUAACUCCAUUACAUGUGUAUGGAAAUGAGAAAGCAUUAGGAGAUGGUGCCAAUGAAGAGAGUUCCCUUGCAGUUGGGAGGAAUGAAGCAAGUUGGACUAGUAAUAUGAAGAGAAAGUUCAAGUCAUUUUGUGAAUGUGGCCCUAUUAAUCCAUUAUCCAUAUUACCUCAUCCAAGAAGGAUUGCUGCUUUAUGUUGGAAGAACUUUACUAGUAUCUAUAGAAACCCUGGACUCCUCAUAUUUCAGUUCCUUCUUCCUGCUAUUCAAAUUAUAAUAUUCUGCUUGGCUGUUGGUAACAAUUUUUCUGGUGUCAAUGUUGCUAUAUUCAACGGUGAUAAAGGAUUCAAUUUUUCUCUUGUUGUUAAAGAUUAUUGCACUAAAUUUGAUGAUAUGAAUAAUUUUGGUUCUCUCUUUAUUUCAAAACUUGAUCACAAGUCAUUAGAUAUGGUUUAUUAUGAUGAUAAGUCUAAUGCUGUGGAUGCAGUGAAGGACGGCAAAGCAUGGAUGGCUAUUGUAAUACCGGAAAACUUCACUCAAGACAUGAUUACAAAACUAUUUUUAAUAGUUGCUCAUCAGAGCAUACCUGAUGAUGUAAUAAAUGGAUCCACUAUUGAAAUAUUUGAAGAUAUGACUGAUCUCCAAAUAACUUACAUGUUGCACAAUAUGAGUGCAGUUGCUGCUGAGCUUUUUCUUGAUGCAUUCAUUGAUAAUUGUGAUGAUUAUUCUAGAGAAGAUUUCUCUUCACCAAUAAAAAAUCAUAAUCCACCUGUUUAUGGUAGCCGUCAUCUUUCAUACUCUGAUUAUGUUGCACCUGGAAUGAUUGUCAUUAUAACAUUUAGUAUGUCCAUUGGUUUGACUGCUCUUUUGUUUGUCAUUGAGAGAAAGGAGGGACUGUUGGACAGGACAUGGGUAGCAGGAGUAAAUGUGACUGAAAUGGUUCUAGCCCAAAUACUCACACAAUGCUUUACAUUGUUUGUACAAAGCUUAAUACUAAUUAUACUGGUCAAAUUUGCUUUCAAGAUUUAUAUGGUCCAUUUAAUGAGCAUAUUCUUAGUAGAGCUGUUAACAAUGCUACAAGGACUAACAGGAAUGACAUAUGGUAUUUUGAUAUCUUCUCUCUGCCAUCAAGAAACAUCAGCAACUAACAUAAUGGCUGGAUCUGUUUAUGUUGUACUCAUGAUGAGUUGUAUCUUAUGGCCAGUUGAAGGAAUGCCUAAGUUUUUGCAGUACAUCAGUUAUGCUCUACCUACAACAUAUGCAGCUGAAGCAAUGAGAUCAAUAAUGGGAAGAGGAUGGGGUUUAGAUGAUAUGAUAGUAUGGAGAGGAUUCACUGUGACUAUUGGUUGGUUCAUAUUAUUUGCUAUACUAGCUACUGUUGGGCUAAGACUGAGAAAAUAAACAAAGAUUAUACUGUAUGUCAUCAUACUCAAGCGAUUGGUAGCCUUUGUCUUUGUUCAGUUUGUUGAGAUAUUGAUAGAUGUAAAUGCAUGAGUCAUGCAGGAGCCUGCUCCUUCACUUCCCUGCUUUGUACGCUCUAAUUCAGUCCCAAGGGUCGGCUUUCUCC